Messenger RNA from Hyla sarda, 1975 nucleotides. It is a transcript of the gene RBM45, whose product is annotated as RNA binding motif protein 45. Gene Ontology annotation, cellular component: nucleus; cytosol; ribonucleoprotein complex. The transcript has 10 exons. Gene Ontology annotation, molecular function: poly(U) RNA binding; poly(A) binding; mRNA 3'-UTR binding. Bases 106 to 1533 code for a protein of 475 amino acids. Lineage: Eukaryota; Metazoa; Chordata; Amphibia; Anura; Hylidae. The record is from RefSeq and is a predicted model, not a curated record.
GGACGCUAAAGAUAAAUGACGUCAGCGGAAGAGGCGGGGAUUAGCGCCGGUUACGAGUGACUAGUGCUUUUGUCAGUUAUUCAGCGCGCGCAGCUACCGAGGAAAAUGGAAGACAACAGCGGAUUUCGCCCGUCGGCCGGGAAUCUGGACGAUCCUCCCAACAGCCGGGUGUUCUUGGUGGUCAGUAAGUCGCUGACGGAGGACACGAUCCGGGAGAAAUUCGCCGAGUUCGGAGACAUCCAGGACAUCUGGGUUGUGAAGGACAAGUACACGAAGGAGUCCAAAGGUAUCGCCUUCGUGAAAUACGCUAAAUCGUCCCAGGCGUGCCGGGCUAUGGAGGAGAUGCACGGCCGAGGCCUCAGCGACAACACCAAGCCCAUCAAGGUAUUUAUUGCCCAGUCACGAGGAUCCACAAGUCACAAAGAAGUGGAGGAUGAAGAGCUGACAAGGAUCUUUGUCAUGAUCCCUAAAUCAUAUACAGAAGAUGAUGUGAAGAACAAGUUCAAGGAAUAUGGACCAGUAGACUAUUGUUCAAUUAUUAAGAAUAAAAGCACAGGAGAAAGCAAAGGACUGGCCUAUGUGCGAUUCCAAAAGCCUUCCCAUGCUGCCUUGGCAAUAGAAAAUUGUGACAGAAGUUACAAGGCAAUCCUAGCAGAACCCAGAAACAAAGGUUCAUCAGAAGCACCAGAUUACCACGGCUCAUCUCGGCAGCAAGAACCCCUGCUGCAUGAACCUGCAGCUCCUGUGUAUUCUUACAGUCAACCUGAACAAUAUGACUAUUCCCUUUAUGACAAAGUUGCUGAUGCAAGAAACCAGGAAGGUGUGUCCAAACGCUUAACAGUUGUGUCCCGGGUUCCCUUGGUCCAGGAUCAGCUGUACAGUUUGUUUGAUCUUAUUCCAGGACUUGAGUUUUGUGAGGUCCAGCGGGAUAUGUAUUCAUCAUUUGCUCACGCUGUGGUGCAGUAUCAGAAUAUCUCAUCCGCAAUUUAUGCCAAAUUCAAGCUACAUGGUUUUGAAUAUCCUCCUGGGAAUCGUCUUGGAGUCACUUAUCUAAAUGAUGGAGGCGAUGGCACAGAACUUCUUAAGAAAAUGGCCUCCAACAUGGUUGCCGCUCAGGUAAAUUCCAUGGUUUGGGGUCCCCAGGUUACACAACAAUACCCACCAACUGGUCCUGCCUAUGAUCGAGCAUAUGCCCCCCCUGUUGCUUCUCAGCUUCAGACAGACGCUACCCUUCCAGCAUACAAAAAGAAGGCUUCUGCUGAUGCACACUGCAAGGAGAGACUGUUCAUUGUGUUCAACCCUCACCCGCUAAGCCUGGAUGUGAUGGAAGAUGUGUUCUGUCGCUUUGGAAAUCUGAUAGAAGUUUACAUUGUUCCGGGGAAAAACGUUGCAUAUGCUAGAUAUUCAGAAUUGUACAGUGCAAAUGAUGCCAUAGCUGCACUACAUGGAAAGAUGGUAAACGGUGUGAAACUGAAAGUGAUGCAAGCAGAUUCUCCAAAAGAUGAGUCCAACAAGAGGCAAAGAACAUACUGAAUUUGUAAAUCCCAGGGAAAUAAAUCCUAAAGUAGGAGGAAUAAGAACUGAUCCUCAAAGUAGAGGCUUAUUCUUCCCCUCUCACUGCAGACGGUUAUUGUAUGUAGUCCUUGGUUGAUGAUUUUUGAGUGACUUUUUUUAUUCCGAAAUUUUUUAUUUUAUUUAUUUUUUAAUAAUUGUAUUGUGCUCUUUCUACAGAACAGAGACUAAAUAUGACAUGACCCUCACCUGACUGACUGAAACGUGACAGGAGACAGCUUUUAUGUACUGGUUUAGGAAAUGUUUGUGCACUGUCUGUCGAUGGACAGAAAAUAAUCUUAAUGUAUGUUUUAAGAUCCUUUUUAAAUCCUUUAACGAUAAUUACAGUGCAUAUUCAACUGUUUUUUCAUUUCUGUGUGUAUACUGUUGAUUUAUGCAAUGAAUAAAAAAAAGUAAAAAAAAA